Molecule: messenger RNA, 1515 nt
Organism: Diospyros lotus (date-plum)
Lineage: Eukaryota; Viridiplantae; Streptophyta; Magnoliopsida; Ericales; Ebenaceae
Product: F-box protein At4g35930
Exons: 6
Coding region: 325-1155 (276 amino acids)
Molecular function (GO): protein binding
Source: RefSeq, a predicted model, not a curated record
AAAAACAAAGCAGCCCCACAUUUUCCCUCCCUUUCUCUGCUUCUCCUCUCUCUCUCUCUCUCUGCAUAUUCCAUGUGUUGGCUAGGGUUUUGGACUCCCGCUGCUGCUAUUUCUGUUCCUUGGCGAUGUCGCUGAGUUGAGCAGUUUGCGAUGCUCUGUUCGGGGAUAGAUUGAGCGAAGUUGGCGACUGAUGGCUCCGGGCAUAUUUGUUCGCAGGUGUCUUGAUGUUGAUUGUGUGUUAAGUUGUUUGGUUGAAAGCUGAGAGUUACUUGAGGAGCAAAAGGGAUUGGAUUGAACCACGCUAGGAAAUUGGAAGCAAAUAUAAUGGGAAAAGUUUCUCCAAAAGACAGGGAAUCGAAGACUCCAAAACAGAAAAGGCGGCUGAGAAACUCGAGCAACAAGUAUCUGAGGCCAGGUGCUCUCGCUCAGAUUCGGUAUAAUAAGGCGUCAGCCACCAAAUCUUGUACAGAUCUCGGCAAGAGAAGGGUGGCUGUGUUGGAUGCUCCAAAGACGGGCAGUGAUGUUGUGCUUCAAGAUACAGGUAUUCCUGGGAGCGCAUUGAUGGCAUCGCCAGUGAGGUUUGGAUUUACUCCGGCUGUUGGGCCUGCUGAUUUUCUUAACAAGAAUAAUUUGUUGAGAACACCAAAAACGCCUUGUGCUGAAGACUCUGAAUAUGAGUCCAGGCUUGAGUCUCUGCCAAUGGAUUUACUGGUCAAAAUACUCUGUCACCUCCACCAUGACCAACUCAGAGCAGUUUUUCAUGUUUCUUGGAGAAUUAGAAAGGCUGUUUUGAUUGCUAGGCAGUUCCACUUCAAUUACACCACUCCGGAUCGCUCUCGGCAAGAGAUGUUAAGGACAAUGACCCCCCUUCCCACGGAACACUGGCCAUUUGUAAGCAAGGGAGAUGGAAAGUGCGUUGGUAUCCCCAGCCCACAUACCCCUAAAGCACCCAGGCAUGGUCCCCGACCACCUCCUCGUUUCAAGUGCACAGAGAUGCGCCAAAUUGCUGCCGUUCUAUUCCAAGAGUCAUUUCCACCUAGGUGCGUCAUGCCUUCUGGGUUACCAAAGCCCCUAUGCAAAUCAUUGGCUUCCAAUCGAGUUCUGUUUUAUGAAGAUGAGUUAUGCCAGGCUGUUGCUCAGAAUAAACUUCGUUAAUUUUUUCAAGCAGUAAAUACCAUAUAUCCUAUUCUCCCAUCUUCCUUCCCCUUCUUGUGUAUAGUCUGUUUUCUGUUUUCUAGUAGCAAUUGGACACGGGAUGCAGUUUUGUAGUUUUGCUUGGGCGGGCUUGUGGUUCAUUUGGAUUUCAGGUUUGCUUUAGAAAUUGAAAGAUUGGGAGAUUGUUAUGAGAACUCAUAUAUCCAAACUGGUUACCUGUAUAGUUUACCCAUAUUAGUAUUUAGUGUUCAAGAGAUGGUACCUUAAAGUUGGGUUUUAAGUUUUUAUUUUCAGCAAAGAGUACUAUAUUUAAGGAUUCCAGUGAUUUCUUGUGUUGCCUGUCUGUUACAGCUUUCUUUU